UUUCUUGACACUUCGCAAAAUCGCUUUUUGUGUAUGAGAAUUAUUCGCGUUUUCAACGAAAUAUUUUGUUGACGAACGUUUUAAACAAGAAUACUUAAUCCUUAAAAGUGUUUUUGAAUACAACGUCGUUUCCGGAUGAGCUUGUAGCUUUAUUCUAAACGUUUUUGACCAGUCAAAGUUCAACACCUACCCUGCUUACGUGUUGGCUUAAAACAUUAAAAAUAUCGCGAAUUCUUAAUAAAAUAGUGUCUCAAACGAUGCCAGCGUGAGUGAUACUGCUCAUAAAGCUUGUUAACUUUCGAUUAUGAAUAAGAAACCGGGUAGAACGGGCCCGAGAAUCAGGAUAACGCGUCCUGUGUGCAAAGCAAAAAAAGUCGAUAAUAUUUCAACUACGCCCGUUGCAAUCGUUGAUGAGCGCAAGUACAUCUACCACUGCCAGUAUUGCCGCCUCAAGUUCACCCAGAACAGCCACUUCUUCCGCCACAUGACGUCCAACCACGAGCUUCAGCAGAAGCAAGCUGUAUACCAAUGUAACAAUUGUCAGAUGGUGUUCAACAAGAAGAAUGAGUUGGAUUUGCACUGCCAGACGCAGCAUCAAGAGAAAAGCAAGCUCAAGUGCGAGUGUUGUGCGAUAACGUUCAAGUCGGUGUACUGUUUACGUCGCCACAAACUCAUGAAGCAGAGCCUCCAAGACAACGCUUGUCUGAAGUGUCAGAAGAAGUUCACGAAUGAGAACUGGUUAGAAAAACAUGUGCGGAACAAACACAAGAUCAAGUACCGGUCAUAUCAGUGUGACUUCUGCGCUCUUAAGUAUAAAUACAAGGAGUCGUUGUUGAUCCAUUUGAAAAGGAUCCAUAAACGGUUAUGAUUUUAUUAGAUUAUCAUUAAUUUAACCCCAAUUCAGUUCUUAAUGGCUUUUGUGUCAUCACAAUUCUGCCAGUAUCACUUAUUGAAUAAAAUACAAAAUAGGGCAGGACAUAGACAAACUAUAUUUCUAUUUACGGCAGUGCAUAGAACUUUUGUUUUUUUUUUUUCAUUGUUGCAAUAGUAUUAUUUACUAGCUUCAAGCGCCUUUUUGAAAAGUCACAUUCUGAUGUGGUUUCCUUCAACAAAACCUCGAUUCCUCUCAAUUAAAUUCCAGGUAGGUACUUGGAUUAAAUAGUUUACUUGCUAGUCGUACCUAUACGCUACUCGACAACCUAGUCAAAAGAGACACUUUACGAAACGUCAAAACGAAAGUUUUCUUUGGAGUUUGUAUGGAAAUACUAAGUGACGUUAUCAAUAAAAGCGGUCAUAUAUUGUCAUACUCAUAGUUACUUAAUUCAUAAAUUCUGGCAGACACACUUUUUUUUUUCCCUCUAAUUUGCGAUCGGUUUUCCAAUCGUAAGCAGUUUUUUGCUAAAUAGUAUUGGCGUCUAAGGCAUGCUCGCCCAUUGUUGGGAUGCGUGCAUGUAUAUUUUUUUUAAUUCAUAAAUAAAAUUCGAAAAUAAAUCAAAAAGGAAACUGCGAUUUAUUUUUGAAUAUUUUUUUGCUUCUAUUCCUAGAUUAGGAUUUUAUAAUUUAUCUUUGAUCCAGUCAAAUACUACGUAUAUUGGGAGGUUUUGUUAACAAAAACACAUCAGAAUUGGAUUUUUCAAAAAGGUGUUUAGGUUGUCACUAUAUUUAAAAACUGAAUUAUAUAUAUUGAAGUUUCACAGCAAAACCUUUUGUAACAUAUUUUUGACAACAUUUUGUAAAGAUCAAAGUAUACAGGGUGUUAGUGACAUCGUAACGAAUGCCGAGGGGUAUUAUUUGGCUCAUGAUUCUGAGUUUAUAUAAAAUGGACUUCUCCAUCGCAAAAUUUACGUUUUUUUUUUCAAAUUAUUUUCAGUUACAAUAUCACUUUCACUCUGUAUGUCUGUACUUAAUCUAUUACUUUUCUUCUCUUGUUUUCUUUUUUGUAUAAUAUUUUUCUUUUUUAUAUAUUUUCUUUAGUUCAAUUUAUUUUUUUAUAUUACAAAAAGCUGAAUUGCUAGUGUUAACUUUUAAGUUGCAUAAUUUAUUUUUAACUUAACCUAAUAUUUAAUGUAGUUAAUAAAACAUGCCACAGAGCUAUACAAAAAUAGUUUUGUGAUAUUGUAGUAUCUCAUUUUAUUUUUAUCCGAAUAUGGCAAAAGGAGGGUUGUGAUCUUAGCAGGCAAUGUUGUCCGUAGCAGUAACAAAGCCCAGACAUAAAAUCUCACUCUUACAUGAAUCUUGCGUCGUGCGAGACAGGUAGAGAGCGCGCGCUUCCUUACUUUUUAAUAGAUUAAACUAGGGAAGACAAAAGGUAGGAAUGCAUAAAAUUUAUGGAACACACGUCAAUUUUAGGCAGGAAUUUUAAAAUCUCUUUUAUAUAUUGUCCAAUAACCCGGCAGAAUUAAGUUGACAGCAUACGUCAAACGGGUUGUAUACCAGCGAGCUGCCUAUUUGGCAAAGUUUUUGCCUCCUUCGGAGUGAGGUAACAUAACAUAAACAGCCUAUAUACGUCCCACUGCUGGGCACAGGCCUCCCCUCAAUCAACCGGAGGGGGUAAACCAAGGUUGUAUUAAUGCAGGGGGGGGGUUGAGUGUCUCGUCUGUAUUAUAGUUUAUUCUAUGCCAGUAGCACGCUACAGACAUAUCUCGCGAUAAAUAAGCUCAUAUAAUGAGAACUAUCCAGGCUACGUUCUUAAAAAAAAAAUAGAUGGCACUGUACGGUCACGAGCAUUAAUAUGUAUACACUUUGGUACCAUGUCACAUUAACUUUUUAGACAAAUUGAACUGUAAGUCUCACUAAAUGUCAAAUAUGUUAGUGCGACAGAGUCCUAAAGUGGGUACAUUAUAUUGCUUAUGACUGUACGGGGUGUAAGUGACAUCGUAACGAAUACUGAGAGGGAUGAUUCAGCUCAUUAUUCUGAGUUAAUAUCAACUAGAAAAUACCGUCGGAAAUUAAAAAAAAUAUAUAAUUUUGUGACAGAAAAUUUCACUUGAUAUUAACUCAGAAUAAUGAGCUGAAUCAUCCCCCUCGGUGUGUUCGGUAUAGUGUCACUAAUUCCUCCAUAGGCUGUUUACAUACCCUACGCAGAGUUUAUGAAACUACGAUAAAAAAAAUUGCAACUGCAACAAAAUGGCGCAUAAAAACUUAAACUAAUUUUAGUUUGACAGCUUUAAACUAGUGCCGUCCUUCACUUACAAUAGGCGUAAGAAAAAGACGGAGCUAGUCUGUCCUGUCAAAUUAAGUUGACGGUAUCCCAAAUUGGAACCUGUGGUGCUGAUUCCUGUACACACCAUCUAAUUUUAUUUUAACUUAUACCUGUCAUUUUCUUAUCCGCCGAAAAGGAAAGGGGUAAUUAACAAGCAUAAAAUUUAUGGAACACACGUCAAUUUUAGGCAGGAAUUUUAAAAUCUCCAAAUUUAUAUAUUGGCCAAUAACCCUGCAGAAUCAAGUUGAUAGCAUACGUCAAACGAGUUGCCUAUUAAAUUCGUCGGGGUUAUUCAUUUUAAAAUUUACUGUUGUCAAUCAUCCGUCCCUUUCCUUUUGGCGGAUAAGAAAAUGUCGGGUAUAACUUAAAAUAAAAUUAGGUGUCUGCAGGAAUCGGAACCUGUAUAUUGAUAAGUAUUAACUUAUUUUGUAACUCCUUAUUUACGUAAUUAUUUUUUAAGAUUAUUUUUUGUAAUAAAAGUCGAUUCUUUCUCAAGUUCUUUUUUUGAUAUUAUGGUUGGGUAGUUCUUCGAACACAAGAAGUCAACAUCAUUAUCAUAAACGCAAAAAUAUCCUAGAAACUUAUAGGAAAGCAUAAAAGUCAAGGACUUCGGUUAGAGAGUAUAUAGAUAACAUCCGUCCCUUUCCUUUUCGGUGGAUAAGAAAAUGACAGGUAUAACUUAAAAUAAAAUUAGGAUAUAUCAUGUGUUGCAAAUAUCCAGUUAAAAUAUGUCAUCAACAGUGAGUUUGCAAGUGGAUAUUUGCAAAAAGACCAAUAUUUUAUCAAACAGUGAAGAAAAUAAUUUUUUCAUAACUAGUUAUGAAAAUUUGGUUACGAACGUGGACGAAGGGAUAUUUUUUUCCGGUUUUCGAAGAUCUACCCGGUUGCAUAAAAUAACAUUCUGUUACCCAAACACCAAUAGUAAGUAAUAAAACUAUUUUAGUAUAUUUUCUCAACAGAUUAUACUAAAACCAAUAAAAAGAGCGUCCAUUGAA
Molecule: messenger RNA, 4197 nt
Organism: Pectinophora gossypiella (pink bollworm)
Lineage: Eukaryota; Metazoa; Arthropoda; Insecta; Lepidoptera; Gelechiidae
Product: serendipity locus protein H-1-like
Exons: 1
Coding region: 305-868 (187 amino acids)
Source: RefSeq, a predicted model, not a curated record